Messenger RNA from Trichosurus vulpecula (common brushtail), 2881 nucleotides. RefSeq names its product junctional cadherin complex regulator (gene JHY). The record is from RefSeq and is a predicted model, not a curated record. The transcript has 8 exons. Bases 76 to 2436 code for a protein of 786 amino acids. Lineage: Eukaryota; Metazoa; Chordata; Mammalia; Diprotodontia; Phalangeridae. Gene Ontology annotation, biological process: brain development; axoneme assembly.
GUAGUGCUAUUAUGAACUUCAAAUUUAUAUAUACAACCAACUCUUCAGAUCAGCAACUCUUCACACAUUUGCAACAUGAAUAACAUUAAACCAGUUCCAGUAUUCUCCAUUCACCCCCCUGUCCAUCAUACCAGCUUAAAAUUCAGAUCCAGUGAACCACCUUUAAACAAAGAUUUACAUCAGAUUUUCCAAGACUCUCUUGAAUCUGACUCAGAAAUUCCCAUCCAAGAAAUAAAAUUCCAGUCUAAUCUUCAGAAACAGAACCAAGAUCAUGAAUCCCUAAUGAAGGAAGUUUUUGAGGAAAUGGAGCCUGACAGUUUAGAAGAAGAAAGUCCACAAUUUCAAAAUCUGAGCAAGUCAGAAGAGGCCAGUAAUGAAAUAGUUAAGCUGUCCCAGGAGAAGCAUCCCCAACCUCAGGUGCCUGUUGAAAACAAAAGUCAGCAACUAUUAGUGGACAAAUACUCAGACCUUCGGUAUGACCCAAACUGGAAGAAUAACAAAGAAGGAGAAAAUUCAGCUCUGAAAAGAUUGCAGCCGACUGAAGAGAGCUCCACACAAAGCUUUUCUUGGGAUCCGCUCUGUUCUUCUAAGGAAACUUCAUUCGAGCUGUCAAGGGAAAAAAGUGAACUGGAGAAAAGCUCCCAAAGUUCAGUUACAUUAAUGGGCAGUGAAUUUUUGAGUUCUAAUUAUGAACGUGGUGACCUCAACAGUGAGUCAAUUUCAUUAAUGAGUAGUAGUGAUAUAGGAGACAAGUCUGCCAGCCCAUCAGAGCACAUCAAGAGUUCAAGUUCACAUAAUGAUGUCUUCCUGCCAGGACCACGGCCUCGACCAAGGAAGUCCAAACAAGAUAUUGUGGAAAAAAAUAAAGUGACGUUAGGAUUAUCAAUACAUAAGACAGGCUCAUACCUUCAUCAGCACAAUAAGAAAAUGGGUGGCAUCCGUCCAGAGAAGAUCUCCAGCACUGUUGUGACUGACACAAAGCCUGAGAGCACUGAGGAGGCUGAAAAUCCUGUUGUGAAUCCUGAAGACAAAUGGCAUCAGAGAGCCCGGCUGCUACAGGAUUACCAAGAACAGUGGUCUCAAAGUGAAAGAACAAAAUUCACUCAAGUGCCUAGGCAGCUAACUUCUGAAACAACUGAUGGCUGGCUGCCUUCAAGAAGAAAAGGCGUACAUAAAGUUCGAAGACAAUAUAAACUUUGGAGUGGGCCCAAACCACCAAACUCACAUAUUAAGCCCAGUGUGCCUAAAGAACUAGACAUAAGUCAAGGUAACCAGAAUUCUAUGCCCAGAGGACAGUAUAAACAGAUUAAACCAGCUGGUCCUUCAAUAAAUCUUGAACAAGGUGUAAAUUUGAAUAAGCCUGUCAAUCAUUUACAAGACUUGAAUGUUUUUAGACCUCAACAAGACAAAGAAGCACCCAGUAACUUUACUUUAUCCAAACAACCUUCUAAUAAAUCCACUUAUAAAAAUCCUGCUGAAUUUAAUUCCUUAUUGCGUAUUAAUGAAGAAAGAAGACAUCAGCGCUUUCAAGAAAGCAGUUCUUUGAUUUACAGGUUCAACAUUCAGCCUGAUUGGGACUUCAGCUACAUUAAGGGACACCAGAAAGGCUCUAAAUCUACUUCUAAUGUGGAUAAUCAAGGAUCAUUUGAAAAUAAAGCUUCAUCUCUGAGACAACCAAAACAGACCUAUUCAGAAUCAAGCUAUAAUAACUUAGAUAUGCUAUGGAAAUUCCAUCCUUCAUCUGAAACUCAGCCGGCAAGAGUUUCUCCAGAUACUCAGCUCACCCACAUAAUGGAGCAGCAUCAACAAGCCUUAAUGCAGUUGACAGAAGUACAACCCAGUGAAGUAACUUCCUCCAAUACCAUGUUCCCAUCAGUAUUCUCAAGAGUAGACAGUGAAUCCCAACUCGAUACCGGAAAAAGCCAGACAAGUCAGACAACACUUAGCCGCUGCAAUUCUGAAGGCUACCUGUUACAACUGGAGAAGAAGAAAAAGCACAAAGACAGAGUUGCCAGCAAGAAUUAUAGGAUGAAAGGUUACCAGAAAAAAGAUGUGAAACUUGGAGGCCUUGGACCUGACUUUGAGUCCAUCAAAGACAAAAUCAAAACAUUAAAGCAACAGAAAGAAUAUGCAAAACAGGUUAAGGAGUACAACAUGAAAGCUCUGUCCUCUGGGUCAAAACCACAAACAGCAAAACCGGAGAGUAAACCCUCCAUUUCUCGUCAGAAGGCUUUGGAAUAUGCUAGGAAAAUUCCGAAACCUAAACCAGUUUUGGCAUCGAAUCUGAAUGAUCAAGAAUCAAAGCAAAAGGGAAAUCUGUCUUGUUCUGGAAAAGAAAGGAAUUUACCUGAAAUCUCAUUGCUAGAAAUGCUACAGAGCAGACACGAAAGAGAAAAACAGGCUGUAGCAGCUUUCAAAGUCCUUCACAUCGUGUAGAAAAUGUGUCCUUAUGAAGACCUAAUAGGGACAAGGUAUAUGAAAAAAGGGAACUCCAAUCCAAUUCAUCCCUGUAGACAGUAACUGCCUUUCAUUCUAAUCAGGAUACAGUCUCUAUGUGUUUCCAUGGGAUUAAAAACAUCAGGCCAUAUUACAUGGUUCCGUAAUCUGCUUUCCUUUAGGUCAGAAAUCAUAUUGAAAUCAUUUACUUUUCAAAUCAGUAAGAAUUUGGUCUGACUAAUGACCAGACAAUAAAGCCUUGUAGUUUAUUAAUAUUGGAUGUUUUUAAUUUUAAAAUAUGCAUAUUUUUGUUUUACAAAAUGUUACCAAUGAUGUUACGUGAAAUUAAUCAGCUCAUACUUUGUCUCUUUCUUGUUAAGGAAAAUAUUUUUAAAAGAAUUUCAUUUUCUCCCACAAUAAAAUUUACAUGGACUAAUUGAGCACA